AUGUCUGACCCUCUCAAUGAUGCCCGAGCUUUGAGGGUCACCGAAUUAAUGAAUGAUUUCCGAACAAUACAUAUCAAUAUUGUACAGCUUAGGACAGACCCUGCCCCAGAGGAACAGUUCAGUGAAGGAUAUGUUGUAAUGAACCAAUGCCUUGCUGAUGCGCAAACACUCCUCAAUUCGUCUUUUGAUAUAGCCCAGAUCCAGGGCUCGUCAACCGAGAGCGAAAAUGCGAAAGCAAAUCUCCAGAGGGUGAUCGUCGACGCAAGCGCUCGGCGUUUCCAAGCGCACAAAAUCUAUCUCAGAAUGGCUGCAGCAAGCCGAUGGGUAUUGCGUCGAAAUCAAAUACUUCAAGGACAAAAAAUGAGUGCUCAGCAUGUUAGCGGCUUACGCUCUGCCAGUGAAGCUCUUCACACUGAACUUGUAGCCAUAACUGACAGCGUUGUGGUCAAUGACUUACGAUCGGCUGAUGUCCGUGCCGGCUACUGGCUAGUCGACGAUCCGCCAUUAAGCACCAUUUUAAAUUGGAUUCGCUCGCAACACUACUCCUCCUGA
Histoplasma capsulatum G186AR is the source of this 552-nucleotide messenger RNA. RefSeq lists its product as uncharacterized. Bases 1 to 552 code for a protein of 183 amino acids. The record is from RefSeq and is a predicted model, not a curated record. The transcript is spliced from 4 exons. Lineage: Eukaryota; Fungi; Ascomycota; Eurotiomycetes; Onygenales; Ajellomycetaceae.